AUGUCGAAAUACUCAGCGGCGUCCGCGUCGCAGAUUCCCACGAUUAUUCCGCCCCAGGCGGCUGAGUCGAAGCGCGACAGGAAGCGAAGAGAAACAGUGAACAAGAUUGAGAUGCUUCACAACGGAAGCUGGAACAACCGCGACGAAAAGUUCUCCCAGCAGUACAAGGAGUACCAUAAUGAGAACAAGGCCGUCAACACGCAGCCCCCGACAUCAUCCAAGUACAUGCUCCGUCUUUACCCCAAGACUGUUGAGCGCGAUGCUUUCCUGCAGGCGGCGCAGACGCACUACGAGUACAAAGUCAGCCAAGCCCAAAAGAUGUACGAGAGCGAGCGCGACAACAUCGAAGGAAUGUACUGGGAGGCACGCGAUCAGAUCCGUCAGCGCUUGCUCGGUGCCAUCGAGGAGCGUCGCCGCAAGCUGCGCGAGGAGAAGGAAGGAGGUGAUGUUGUGACAGGUAUGUUGGCUGCGACGCCCAACCACCACAACCUGCAGAGCGGCGCCGACUCUGGGUCGGCCAGCCCCAAGGACGGCAGCAAGUCGAACGACCUCCUCCUCCACAACAUGCUUGCGCCUGCUCUCGCGGUCAUCAACACGGACGACAUCUUGUACACGGAUUCGUCGUCGCUGAUCGUCAAGGCCCUACCGAACGGAUACAACGUUCAGAGCGGAAAACGUGGACCACGUGGCAAGGCUGCCGAGCUGGAGAAGGAAGGACCGGCUCCCGGCACGAGUGCAGCGCUUGCGAUCGCCAGUGGGCAAGCGCCUGCCCCGACCACGAACGGCAAGCGCGGAGCCGGUGCCCAGUCUGGAUGGGUGCUGGGCAAGGCUCUGAACGACAUGAAGAGAAUGGAGGAAGCGACUUUGCUAGAGCGGGAUAGCGACUGGGCUCGCAUCCAAGGCUCGCAGCACGGGCGCGGCCGCAGGGGGCGAGGGGAGUAG
Messenger RNA from Trichosporon asahii var. asahii CBS 2479, 942 nucleotides. RefSeq lists its product as uncharacterized. Gene Ontology annotation, biological process: negative regulation of transcription by RNA polymerase II. NCBI's taxonomy places the organism in Eukaryota, Fungi, Basidiomycota, Tremellomycetes, Trichosporonales, Trichosporonaceae. The coding region runs from base 1 to 942 and encodes 313 amino acids. Gene Ontology annotation, molecular function: histone deacetylase binding. Gene Ontology annotation, cellular component: Sin3-type complex. The record is from RefSeq and is a predicted model, not a curated record. The transcript has 4 exons.